GCCAAGAUGGCGGCGGCGGCGGGGCAGCGCCGUGGGCCCGGCGGGCGCUGAAGCCGCUUCCGCCGCCGCCGGCUCUCCAGCAGUAAAAAUGGCGGAGUCGGUGCUGGAAGUUGUGGGCCGGCUCCAGGCGCGGCUGGCGGGCAGCGCCGAGCCCAAGAAGCUGCUGAAGAGUCUGAAGAGGCUGUCAGAGCUGCCCAUCACAGUUGACAUUCUCGUGGAGACAGGAGUUGGGAAGACUGUGAACAGCCUGAGGAAACACGAGCUCGUGGGAGACUUUGCCAAGGGGCUUGUGGCCAGGUGGAAGAAGCUGGUGCCAGUGGCCCAGGAGGCAGAGCGAAAUAACCUGGACUCUGAGGACCGUGACUACGAGAGGAGCAGCUCGAGCAAAAGGCAUCAGGAAUCCUCCCUCAGGGAGGAUGAGGAGGUUGAUCAGGAUUACUCAGAACCCUUCCAGCCUUCUUGCAGCCAGUCCUACAGCCCAGACCACAGGGAAAAGAAGUCCAAAAGGCAUCCUAGGCCUGAGAGAGCCCACGAGACUUACGGCUACAGCAGCCAGGGGAAGGGCUGGCGCAGACCCUCCCCGGCGCUCUCCUCGGACCAGGAGUACUCGGACUGUGGGCAGGCUGUGUCCCCUGAGCCCAGUGAGAGCCCCCAGGACGUGGACACAGACCCCUAUGCCUCUGAGGAGCAGGAGGAGCCAGCUCUGUUCCCUAGGAAAGCCAGCAAAGGCCACGGCUUGCAGGAGAAGCUGGGGGCGGGCCGGGAGCGCGGCGAUGUCUGCGACAGAGGCAGCGCCAGCCGGGGCAAGGAGCACAAACCCUCGCACAAGAAGCAGCGCCUGGACGGCAGAGGGGACGACAGGAGCUCUGCCUUCAGCCCAGAGAGGCUGCACAAGGCCUGUCUUAAAGAGCAGCUCCGAGAAUCCCCCGUGGCAGCAGCGGGAAAGGAGAAGCAGAGGAUGUCAGAGGGCGGCAAAAAGGAGAAGAGUCGGGAGAGCGGCGCGCCCAGGAAGGAGAAGUCGCACCCGGAGGAAUCUUUGGACAACCACGUCAAGAAGCAAAAGCAUCGGGACUCUGAGAAGAGCAAAUUGGAGAAGUCCAAGCAGAGCCUGGAGAGCUCGAACUCAGAGAAACGGAAAGCUGAGGGUGAUAACAGGAUCAAGGAAAAGGGGGGUUCUGGGAGCUUAAAGUCUUCGGAGGGGAAGCGCAAAAUCUCCGAUGUGGACAAAAAAUCAGUGGGUUUUUCCCCAAAUUCUGGGGAAGGGGAGGCAGAGGAUGAGUUUGAGCAACCUACGAUGUCGUUUGAGUCAUAUCUCAGCUAUGACCAGCCCCAGAAAAAGAAAAAGAAAGUGGUCAAAUCCUCAGCUGGGUCAGCUGGGGACAAAGACCGAGGGCACAGCAAACAGAAUGGAUCCAAAGCCAGUACCAACAGCUCGAGCUCCAGUCAGAAAAGUACCAGCCACAAGAGAACAAGUGAGAAAAAGGCAGAGAAGAAACCCCCAGAGCCUCCUAAACCAAAGAGGAUAAUUUUAGAUGUGGUACCGACGUUGCCAGACAUCCCCCUGCCCCCCAUCCAGGCCAAUUAUCGUCCUCUGCCCUCGAUUGAGUCCAUCACCUGCUCCCAGACAAAAAGGAAAGCAGUGUCCUCACCAGUGGAGGAGAGCGAGGCAGGCUUCACAGGCCGACGGUUAAACUCCAAAAUGCAGGUGUACUCUGGCUCCAAAACUGCCUACCUCCCAAAGAUGAUGUCCCUGUACCAGCAGUGCAUCAGAGUCCUCAGCAACAACAUCGACUCAAUCUAUGAAGUGGGUGGUGUCCCGUUCUCCGUGCUGGAGCCGGUGCUGGAGAGGUGCACCCCGGAGCAGCUGUACCGCAUCGAGGAGUGCAACCACGUGCUGGUGGAGGACACGGAUCAGCUGUGGCACAACCACUGCCUGCGGGACUUCAAGAACGAGAAGCCCGAGGAGUUCGAGUCGUGGCGGGAGAUGUACCUGCGGCUGCACGACGCGCGCGAGCAGCGCCUGCUGAUGCUGGCGCGCAACAUCGGCUCUGCCCACGCCAACAAACCCAAAGGGAGAGUGGCCAAGAUGGCAUUUGUGAACUCUGCAGCCAAGCCCCCUCGGGAUGUGCGCAGGAGACAGGAGAAGUUUGGAACUGGAGGCCCUGUUCUGCCAGAGAAAACCAAAAUAAAACCAGUCCUGUACACAUCCAGCAAAAGCCACGCUCGGGCGAGUGACGAGCAGUCCUACGACGGGCCCAGCACCAGCAGUGCGCACUCGGUCCCGUCUUCAGGUAGCACCUUCUCCUCCUACGACCCCAGGAAACCCCCUGUGAAGAAAAUUGCACCAAUGAUGGCAAAGACUAUCAAAGCUUUCAAAAACAGGUUCUCUCGGAGAUAAGUUUGCAGUGCUGAGCUGGGCCUUUCUCUCUUGGGGAGGAGUGGCACUGAAGGGGGAGAAGGUACCCAAACAGCCCUUCCUUAUCUUUGAACUCUUUGGAGGCUGCAGCUGCUGGGAGAAGCUUCGAUCUGCACAAGAUGACGGCACAGUAUUUUAUCUUUUAUUCUGGUCCCUUUCUCAGUGUCAAGCCCCCUUCUUUUACCCCCUGUCCUCAACAUUCUGUUUCUGGCUUUGUCAUCCAUCGAAAGAAGGGUGUACUGAAUCUCCUGACACAGGAAAAUGUGAAAUCUUGGCACCUGCUGAGAGUGGAAGAUCCAGAGACUUAUUUACUAUUUAACCUCUUAAUAAAUUAUAAAAUGGUUUUAAUUAAUAUUUUGCCCCUCUACCCUGCUGUGUUAUUUAUGUUGCUCCCAGUAGUCUCUCCCCUCCCAAGCCAGUCCUGGGGUGAGCCUUGGUGGAGCUGGAAUCCCUCUGAGUGGACUCUGGGUGUCACAGGAGCCUUUCCUGUGAUCUGGUACCUGCUGGGCCCAAAGUCUCACCUGGAGGCUCUGGGACAGGCAGGACCAGUGGCCCAGCCACUUGUCAGCCCUGAGGCUUUGCUCCCUGCUCGUGUGUGUCAAUAAAAUCUGAGCUCUUCUCUGUGCUGUUGCUGUAGAUCCUGUUCAGGUGCUUCUGUGGUCCUGCAGGGAUGCCAAGAGCCUUUGGGGACGUUUCCUCUGCUGCUGUUGUCUUCUGCUGGCUGCUGGGAAUGAAACUGCCAGGGAUUUGGGAGAAGUUUUACUGUGCACCAAGUCAGAUUUUAACUUUUUAUCUGGAGAGAGAUAGGGAACUUUGCAAUGGAGAACAGUUUUUAAAUACCAGUGAAGGCAUCAUUUGCCUCUUUUAGUGGGAAGAAGGAGUAUUUCUGUCUUGUUUUCUGUGUGGAAUUGCAAAGGAUUUAUUUCCAGUUGGGAAGCUGGUGCCUAAAUCCUGUACGCUUUGCUCUGUGCCCUCUUUGGAAAAAUCCAAGGAUUUUGGUCUUUGAACCUGAAACCACUUGAAUGAGGAUGGAGGGAAGUGAGCAACAGUGGUGACACUUGUGUGUCCUUCAGAGCAGGAGUUCCAGCAGCUCCCCUGUGCCUGGGGUGUGAGGAGCUGGAGCUCAGGGAGGAGAAGGUGCUGGAUGGGGCUGGUGGCAGCGUCAGGGAGUGCCCUGGAGCUCCUGGAGGGGCAGGAGCCCUGCUGAGGGUGUGAGGAUGGCAGCCAGGCACAGCCAGGAGCUGGGCACAGCCAGGAGCUGGGCACAGCCAGGAGCUGGGCACAGCCAGGAGCUGGGCACAGCCAGGAGCUGUGUUUUGGGAAGGUUUCUGCUCGUGGGCUGUGUCUGGGGAAGCUCUGUGCUCGUGUUUUGUCUGCCCCAAAGGGAACCCCAGCACAGGAUGGGGCUGGGGAGACCCCAGGUGUCACCCAGGCCUCUCUGGGAGGGCUCCGGGGUCCGACUGGGUCGGAGAGGGGAGGGAUUCUCCUGUUCCAAGCCAUAUUUGCUGCCCUAAGACUUUGCUGUCUGGGUGGAAAAGAUGCUGGUAGUGUGUGCUGUUGUUGUUGGCAGCUCCUGAGAAGCUCUGCUGCUGGCUUUCCGUGGCUGCCAAAUCCCAAACCGGUGGAGUUGUCUGUGUGCACUGACCGGGGGAAACCUUGCUGUGAAGGGUCCUCGCUGGAGGGCUCUAGAAAAAUCCCUGUUUUGCUUCUGGUUUCUGUUUGCUUGUUUGUUUCUUUUCUUUUCUUUUUUUUUUUCCUCCUCCUUUAAAAGAAAUGUCUUUCUUUAGAACCAUUCUGAACGCCUGUCUGCUGUUUAUUUGGUCUGUUCUUUGUUUAGUUUGAAAUUCUUGGAAAAAUGUUCUCAGACUCUCACGUGCUGUAAGUUUGUUACAGUCCCAGAUGCUUUAAUGUUAUCGUGCAGCAUUUCAGUGUGUGUUGUGCUGUAAAAUAAUGGCUCCUUACUCUCCUGCGUUUUUGCUGUAUUUAAUUUUUGCUGUAUUUUUAAUUAGAUAACAAUAUAUUCUCUUCUGCUGA
Molecule: messenger RNA, 4450 nt
Organism: Prinia subflava (tawny-flanked prinia)
Lineage: Eukaryota; Metazoa; Chordata; Aves; Passeriformes; Cisticolidae
Gene: ELOA
Product: elongin A
Exons: 11
Coding region: 89-2398 (769 amino acids)
Biological process (GO): transcription elongation by RNA polymerase II
Cellular component (GO): elongin complex; nucleus
Molecular function (GO): protein binding
Source: RefSeq, a predicted model, not a curated record